AUGGCACCUCUGGGGCCCCCCAAGGCUUCCUCGUUCCUGCCGGAUGACGGCCGCCAUAAAUCCCAUUGUAUGCAUACGGAGUUCAAGCCUUUCUUUACCAUUUCAAAAAUCUCCAGGAGGGCCCAGCUGGGAGCUGCCGUGGCAAAGGCAGCAGAGGGAACAGCUUUGGGUGGGGCUGAUCCCAUUCAGCAUCACUCSGGCUGUGAUAACCCCUGUCCCUUGUGUUUUCAGAGACUGCGAAGUGGAGUUGUCAGAGAUCUUGAGCGUCAGAAUCAGAAAAAGGAGAACAUUCGCCUGUUAGAGGAGCAGAUUGCUCUGACAAAGCAGCUGAUGGAAGAACGAGACAAGGCGCUAAUGGAAAAACGUUCCCAGCAGUCCUAG
Molecule: messenger RNA, 381 nt
Organism: Malurus melanocephalus (red-backed fairy wren)
Lineage: Eukaryota; Metazoa; Chordata; Aves; Passeriformes; Maluridae
Exons: 2
Coding region: 1-381 (126 amino acids)
Source: RefSeq, a predicted model, not a curated record